AUGACUAUAGAUGAGGACGCUUCGCUGUGGAUUUUCGGCUACGGGUCUCUGAUGUUCAAGAGACCUUUACAUCAUAUGCCGAUUUCGGACACCUUUGAACGAUACGAUGGCUACAUCGAGGGGUACAUUAGAAGAUUCUGGCAGUCCUCCAGCGACAACAGAGGCACUCCGGAGUACCUUGGAAGAGUGGUGACCAUAAUCCCUGCAGAGGAGGUUCUAUACAACGAGAAAAUGCAAGAGUCUCUCCUGAAACACGAACUUAACCAUGAAAAAUAUCGGCAGUUACUCCAAGAGUUUUCUAACGCCAACGACGAAUUUGAAGAAAAGGAAAAACUGAAUGCUAUCUCCUCAUUGCUGAAAGUCAAAGGAUGUGUCUACCGUGUGCCUCCGCAACAUGCCAAACUAGCUAGAGAAUACCUAGACUUGCGUGAACAAGACGGUUAUACUGUGGAAAACGUGGAGUUUAUCUGUGAUGGAGACGGGAGAAGGAUUAAUUGCCAGGUAUAUGUGGGCACCCCGGAGAACACCUCCUUUGUUGGCGCCGAAGAAGAUGAUAAGACUGCCGCAAUUAUCCACAAGGCUGUCGGCCCGAGCGGACCCAAUGACGAGUACCUACUUCGUUUACAAGAACAAGACCCAUGUGACACCUACCUGCUAAACCUCAAAAACAUUGUGCUCUCAAAGAAAGCCGCUUGA
This is a messenger RNA of Pichia kudriavzevii, 696 nucleotides long. RefSeq lists its product as uncharacterized. Gene Ontology annotation, cellular component: cytoplasm. Gene Ontology annotation, molecular function: gamma-glutamylcyclotransferase activity; glutathione specific gamma-glutamylcyclotransferase activity. The record is from RefSeq and is a predicted model, not a curated record. The transcript has a single exon. Bases 1 to 696 code for a protein of 231 amino acids. Gene Ontology annotation, biological process: glutathione catabolic process. Lineage: Eukaryota; Fungi; Ascomycota; Pichiomycetes; Pichiales; Pichiaceae.